This is a messenger RNA of Arachis duranensis, 2422 nucleotides long. Its product is annotated as zinc finger BED domain-containing protein RICESLEEPER 1. The record is from RefSeq and is a predicted model, not a curated record. The transcript is spliced from 2 exons. Gene Ontology annotation, molecular function: protein dimerization activity; DNA binding. Bases 312 to 2300 code for a protein of 662 amino acids. Lineage: Eukaryota; Viridiplantae; Streptophyta; Magnoliopsida; Fabales; Fabaceae.
GUCAUCAUCGUCGUCUUCUCCCUCUUCUUCUUCUUUCUGUUGUCCCCAACACAUUGCAUUGCAUUAAAUGCUCCUUUCUGUGUGUAGGGUUUUCAGAGUGUCCUUCUUCUUUUCUCACAUAGCAUUUGAAUUGAUUCAUCUUCCCUAAACAACUGCAGCUACAUACAUACAACAAUCCCAAUUCAUCGGCGCUUCUUCAAAUCCAAAUUCUCACUCACAAAGGAUUCUAUCUCGUUCGUUUCAUUUUACCCCGAUAAAUAUGAAGCUUUUGAAUUGAAUUGGAUGGAAAGCUUAUUUGUCAGGUUCAUGCUAUGGAUUUGUCGGAUGCUGUAAUUGUCAAAUCCAGUAGGUUGAAGUCUGUUGUAUGGAAUGAUUUUGAUAGAAUUAAGAAAGGAGACACCUGUGUGGCAGUUUGUAGGCAUUGUAAAAGGAAAUUGAGUGGAUCAAGUUCGAGUGGAACAUCGCAUUUGAGGAACCAUUUAAUCAGGUGUCAGAGAAGGUCUAGCCAUGGCAUAGCUCAAUAUGUUACAGCUAAAGAAAAGAGAAAGGACACAACUGUCACUGUUGCAAACUUCAACUUUGAUAAUAAAGAUCACAAAAAAGAUGACCCCCUUAGCUUCGUCAAUGUUAAACUGGACCAGGAGCAGUUGAAAGAUGAAAAUGUGAAUGCUGGAAACUGUAACUUCGAUCAAAGGCGGAGUCGAUUUGAUCUUGCUCGAAUGAUUAUUCUACAUGGAUAUCCGUUGGCUAUGGUUGAACAUGUGGGUUUUAGAGUAUUUGUAAAAAAUCUACAGCCUUUGUUUGAGCUUGUGACGAUGAAUAGGGUUGAGGCAGAUUGUAUUGAGAUUUAUGACAAAGAGAAACAGAAGGUGAAUGAGAUGUUGGAUAAAUUACGUGGGAAAAUCAGCCUUGGUGCCGAUGUGUGGACUACAUCGAAUGGUUCUGAAUUUUUAUGCUCGACUGCAAAUUACAUAGAUGAAUCAUGGUUGUUAAGGAGGAGGAUUUUAAAUUUUGUCGCAAUUGAUCCUUCCCAUACUGAAGACAUGCUUUCGGCUACUAUCAUGACUUGUCUGAUGGACUGGGAUAUUGACCGGAAGCUGUUCUCCGUUGUCUUGGAUAGUACUGCCGGCAAUGACGUUGCAAUAAGAAUUGGGGAAAGACUUUCGCAAAACAGGUUUCUUUAUUGUAAUGGUCAAUUAUUUGAUAUACGCUGUGCUGCGAGUGUUCUACAUGUCAUGGUUCAGCAUGCUCUGGUAGCUAUUAGUGAAUUAAUCAGCAAGGUCAGAGAAAGUAUUCGUUAUGUUAGAAGUUCACAGACAGUACAAGCAAAGUUCGACGGGAUGGCCAAAGAAGUCGGGAUUAGGAGUCAAAAAUGCCUAACUGUAGAUAAUCCAUUCCAAUGGAAUACCACACAUUCAAUGCUUGAAGCUGUCUUAGAAUUCAAGGAUGUUUUUAUUCUUUUGCAGGAAAAUGAUGAUGGCUGCACAGUCAGCUUAUCUGAUGUAGAGUGGGACAGAGUCUCUGCCAUUACUAACUACUUGAAACUUUUUGUGGAGGUUACAAAUGUUUUCACCAGGAGCAAGUAUCCAACUGCAAACAUAUAUUUUCCUGAACUAUGUGAUGUCAAGUUGCAUCUGAUUGAAUGGUGCAACAAUUCUGAUGAAUAUAUUAGUUCUUUGGCAUUAAGAAUGCGGAGCAAGUUUGAUGAAUAUUGGGAGAAAUGUAGCUUAGGUUUGGCAGUUGCAGCCAUGUUAGAUCCGAGAUUCAAGAUGAAAUUGGUAGAAUAUUACUAUCCACAAAUCUAUGGUAGCACUUCUUCAGCUCGCAUCAACGAGGUUCUUGACAGCGUGAAGGCUCUAUACAAUGAACAUUCAAUAUGCUCGCCACUAGCUUUUCAUGAUGAGGGUCUGCCGUGGCAAGUUGGCAGUGUUCGACUUUCCUUACCGACUUCUGCAAAGGACUCUAGGGAUAGACUCAUGGGAUUUGAUAAAUUUCUCAAUGAAACUUCCCAGGGCGAAGGCAUGAAAUCCGAUCUAGACAAGUACCUAGAAGAGCCUCUCUUUCCACGCAAUGUUGAUUUCAGCAUAUUGAAUUGGUGGAAAGUUCACACUCCCAGGUAUCCUGUAUUAUCCAUGAUGGCAAGAAACAUGCUAGGAAUUCCGAUGUCAAAAGUUCCGCCGGAGUUGGCCUUCAACACCGAUGGAAGGGUUCUUGAUCGCGAUUGGAGUUCGCUUAAUCCUGCUACUAUCCAAGCAUUGGUUUGUUCACAAGAUUGGAUAAGGAAUGAAUUAGAAAAUUAAGGAUUGAUGCUAAUUCUGCAUGUCACUUCUUAUAAACCAUUGUAAGUAGAUAUUCUAACUCCAUAUUUCAAUUUUUCAAUUUGAUCCAAAGCCAUAUGCAAACUUAGCAAGUGGGGUUUUAA